This is a messenger RNA of Neopelma chrysocephalum (saffron-crested tyrant-manakin), 576 nucleotides long. RefSeq names its product lysM and putative peptidoglycan-binding domain-containing protein 1-like. The record is from RefSeq and is a predicted model, not a curated record. NCBI's taxonomy places the organism in Eukaryota, Metazoa, Chordata, Aves, Passeriformes, Pipridae. Bases 1 to 537 code for a protein of 178 amino acids. The transcript is spliced from 2 exons.
AUGGAAGUUGUAGUUCUUUCGCAGCGCGCCGUGCAUAGAGAUGAAGGCGGAGGGUGCCCGUUCAGGACUACAACCCCAGCAGGCCCCGCGGCGGCGCGGCGGGGCCCGGGGCUGAGGGAGCGGCAGGGCCGGGCCGCGACCCCCCCCGAGGGACCCGCGGGCCGGGACCCCCCCCCCCGGGCCAUGGCGGGGAGCGGCGGGGCCGGGGCGGCCCCCCGGGAGCACCGCCUGCAGCCCGGGGACACCCUGGCGGGGCUGGCGCUGCGCUACGGGGUCACGAUGGAGCAGAUCCAACGUGCCAACCGCCUCUACACGUCAGACACCAUCUUCCUGAAGCCCACCCUGCUCAUCCCGGCGGGAUCCCAGUCCCAGCCCCUCCCGGGGGACGAGCCCCAGGACAUUCCCGACCCCCCGGAGCCCCCGCUCCCGUCCCGGCACGACCUGUCGGCCAUGGAAUUCCUGCGGCACCUGGACACCGAGAUCGGUCGCUCCAAGGCGGCCGCGGCGCAGCAGAUCCGGCACCGACGCUCCGGGUGAGCCCCGGCCCAAAGCCGGGAUGGGGUGGGGUGGGAUGGG